Cajanus cajan (pigeon pea) is the source of this 2932-nucleotide messenger RNA. Its product is annotated as RING/U-box protein. Lineage: Eukaryota; Viridiplantae; Streptophyta; Magnoliopsida; Fabales; Fabaceae. The record is from RefSeq and is a predicted model, not a curated record.
AUAAAUCCAUAGAAAUAAAAUAAAAUAAAAUAAAAAGGAAAAGAAAAGCAAAGAAACAAAAACAAGGCAAAAACCUCAGUUGCGGAAAGAAACAUAAUCUGGAAUUCGAGAAGCAAAUUAAUCGUUUGCGGUUGCUUUGUUCCUCCUCUCGCAGAUGGUAAGGGGAGGAAGGUUUAGUGGCAAACGCAAUUUCCGAAAAAGGGUUCGGUCAAAGGAGGGAGUCUCUGAUGACUCGGACGAGGACUAUGUGCUUUCAGAUGAAGGUAAAGACGCAUCUGACUCAUUAGAUGGAUGUGCGUCAGAGGAGAGUUUUGAUAGUUUUAUGGAAGAUGAGGAGGAGGCAGAAUUUCAAAGAGUGAGGAAUUCCAAUAGGUCCAAGGCAAAGAAGGGCAUUUUUGGUCAGCGGAAAAAUGCAAGUAAAAAAUCACACAAGAGGGGAAGGAUUACAUAUGCAGAAGAAGAUGAGGAGGAGGAGUUAGAUGAAGAGUUAGAGGAGGAGGAGGAGGAGGAGGAAUUAGAAGAAGAGUUAGAAGAAGAAGAGGAGGAGGAAGAGUUAGAGUUAGAGGAAGAGGAAGAGGAAGAAUACAAAGAGGAGGAGGAGGAGGAAAUUCAAGAAGUGAGAAAUUUCAAUAGGUCAAAGGCCAAAAAUGGUGUAUGUGGUAAGAAAAGAAGUGCUGGUAAAAUCUCCCAAAAGAGGGGAAGGAAAAUACGUGCUGAACAACUGGAAGAAGAGGAGGAGGAGGAGGAGGAGAAACUAGGGGAGGAGGAGGAGGAGAAGGUGAAAAGAGGUGGAGAUGAGGAAGAGGAGAAAGAGAGAGAUGGGGAGGAUGAAGAUUUUGACUAUGAUGACGAGGAUGAUGAAUUUUUGCCAGAGGAAGAAGAUUAUUCAGAUGAAGAGGAUGAAAUGAGGGGAGGAAAGAAGAAAAAUGAUGGAAUGAAAAUGGACAAGAAGGUUUUGCAGAAGAAAAGGACCUCUGUGGUUUCUACCAGAGGUCGAAAAAGGCGGAGUUCUAGAGCAUCAAAGAAGCCCUUGAGAAACAAAAGAAGAAAGAAUGGGAGGUUAAGGAAGAAAGAAAAAUGUGAUGAUGAAGAUGAGUUUAUAGAUAAUGGCCCAUCCAUCAGGACAACAAAUAGGAGAAAAAGGGGCCAGAAGAGAAGGGUGCUUCUUUCAGAUUCAGAUUAUGCAUCUUCUGGAUCAUCUGAUUUUGACUUUACCAUAUCUGAAGAAGAGAGAGAGCAGGUGAGAGAAGCCAAGAGAUUGUGUGGAAAUUUGAGAAAUAACUUGAGGAGUUCAUGCCAUAUUAUAAAUAAUGAAGAGGUUGCUGUUCAUGAGUAUCAACAUCAGCAGCGGAAGCCUCCAGGUCGGAAGGGCAAGGAAAAGAUAGAAGAACCUCAAGGAAGAAAGGGUAAGGAAAAGGUGGAGGAUUUAAAAAGUGAAGUGGGAAAGCAAGUGUGUGGUAUUUGUCUAUCUGAAGAAGAUAAAAGAAGAGUAAGGGGAGUACUAAAUUGUUGCACUCACUUCUUUUGUUUUGCUUGCAUUAUGGAGUGGGCAAAGGUGGAGUCUCGUUGUCCUUUGUGUAAGCAGAGAUUCAAAACAAUCAGCAAGCCUGCUAGGUCAACGACAGGGAUUGAUUUAAGAGAAGUGGUGAUACAAGUCCCGGAACGUGACCAGGUUUAUCAGCCCUCUGAAGAAGAACUCAGGAGCUAUAUUGAUCCAUAUGAAUAUGUCAUUUGUUCAGAGUGUCAUCAAGGUGGAGAUGAUGGCCUCAUGCUACUCUGUGAUAUCUGUGAUUCCCCUGCACACACAUAUUGUGUUGGUUUGGGGCAGGAAGUUCCUGAAGGUAAUUGGUAUUGUAAUGGCUGUAGACCAGUUGCUUUGGGAUCUUCAAGCUCCCAAGUUCAAGAAGGUGUGACUGAACCAAGGGUGACAAUCCAGAGCCUUCCUGUUAGACCACCCCCUGUUCUACGAGAAAGUAUAGAUCUCAACUUGAUUUCAUCACCCCGUGCAGCUUUUAAUCAAGGUUUUGGGCAUCUUCCAUCUUCUAGAUUUAGUAGCAGAAGUGUUGAAGGAGCUUCUCCUGUAUCUGGAGGGGCACCCACUUUAUCAGAGAGACGGUGGAUACACCGUCAAAUUCAACAACUACUUUCAAUAGAUAGGAUGGCUUCUACACCUGGCAGAACCAAUGGAAUUUCAGCUACCAGUUCAACUAGUAACUUAUACAGCCCUCAAAUUGAUCAAAGUAGGGGAGUCACCACUCUACAUGCAAGGACACAGGAUGUGGGAACAUCAUACCACACAUUUUUUGAGGAGAGUCUAUGCAACAAUACCUCUCCAUUAAUGCAAAAUGGAGCAUUAUGGCAAGGACUUAUGGCGACACCCCCAGUACCAGGUUGUGAGCAAGUUCAUCAGUUCAGCAGAUCAAACAUUGUUCCUGAUGGUGGCUUGUCUCCUGCUGUCAAAGAAGAGAGUAACUUUCACAUUGCAAAGGAGCAGUUGCAAUCAAUGGUUAAAAGCCACCUGAAGAGCUUGUCCCAACAUAUUGAGUUAGGGCACAGUACUUUUAAGGAUAUUGCAAGGAGUUCUACGCACACCAUACUAGCAGCUUGUGAUCUUGAGCACAAAAAGAGUGAAGUUUGUACUGUGCCUCCCCCAUCUGCCUGUCCGCACAUGGAACUAAUGGCUGGUGGGCAAACUAGUCUGAUUAAAGGUUGCUGCUCAUCUUGCUUUGAUUCUUUUGUAGGAGAUGUGGUGAAGAGGGUUUUGGAAGCCAGAAUACAAUGGUUGCAAUUAAGACUUUAGGCAUAAAUUGUUGCUGUGUCCAAUGACACAACCUUUUUGUUAGUUUCAGAAAGACAAGAACAUUUAAUUUACUUGUUAAUACAUAACAUAUGAAUAUGAUUCACAUCUGAACAGGAAGGCUGCUUCUUCUGA